AUGUUUGGCCGCUCGCGGAGCUGGGUGGGCGGGGGCCAUGGCAAGUCUUCCCGCAACAUCCACUCCUUGGACCACCUCAAGUAUCUGUACCACGUUUUGACCAAAAACACCACAGUCACAGAACAGAACCGGAACCUGCUAGUGGAGACCAUCCGUUCCAUCACCGAGAUCCUGAUUUGGGGAGAUCAGAAUGACAGCUCUGUGUUCGACUUCUUCCUGGAGAAGAAUAUGUUUGUUUUCUUCUUGAACAUCCUGCGGCAGAAAUCAGGCCGCUAUGUGUGCGUUCAGCUGUUGCAGACCUUGAACAUCCUCUUUGAGAAUAUCAGUCACGAGACCUCACUUUAUUAUUUGCUCUCUAAUAAUUAUGUAAAUUCUAUCAUUGUACAUAAGUUUGACUUUUCCGAUGAAGAGAUUAUGGCAUAUUAUAUAUCGUUCCUGAAAACACUUUCGUUAAAACUCAACAACCACACUGUCCAUUUUUUUUACAAUGAGCACACUAAUGACUUUGCCCUGUACACAGAAGCCAUCAAAUUUUUCAAUCACCCUGAAAGCAUGGUUAGAAUUGCUGUAAGAACCAUCACGUUGAACGUCUACAAAGUGUCAUUGGAUAACCAGGCCAUGCUACAUUAUAUCAGAGAUAAAACUGCUGUCCCUUACUUCUCCAAUUUGGUCUGGUUCAUCGGGAGCCACGUGAUCGAACUUGAUAACUGUGUGCAGACUGAUGAGGAGCACCGGAAUCGAGGAAAACUGAGUGACCUGGUGGCUGAGCACCUGGACCACCUGCACUAUCUUAAUGACAUCCUGAUCAUCAACUGUGAGUUCCUCAAUGACGUGCUCACGGACCACCUGCUCAACAGACUCUUCCUGCCCCUCUACGUGUACUCACUGGAGAACCAGGACAAGGGAGGAGAACGGCCCAAAAUCAGCCUGCCGGUGUCGCUCUAUCUUCUGUCGCAGGUCUUCCUAAUUAUACAUCAUGCACCCCUGGUGAACUCGUUAGCUGAAGUCAUUCUGAAUGGUGAUCUGUCUGAGAUGUACGCUAAGACUGAACAGGAUGUUCAGAGAAGUUGUGCCAAGCCCAGCAUUCGGUGCUUUAUUAAACCCACCGAAACACUCGAGCGGUCCCUUGAAAUGAACAAGCACAAGGGCAAGCGGCGGGUGCAAAAGAGACCCAACUACAAAAACGUCGGGGAGGAAGAAGACGAGGAGAAAGGGCCCACCGAGGAUGCCCAAGAUGACGCCGAGAAGGCUAAAGGUACAGAGGGUGGUUCAAAAGGCAUCAAGACGAGUGGGGAGAAUGAAGAUAUAUGGAAUAUUAACAAACUCAAAACUAUGUCAAAAGAGAUAGAGAUGGUGAUCAUGGAGCGCAGCAAGCUCCCAGAGUUGGCGGCCAGCACCUCCAUGCAGGAGCAGAACACCACAGAUGAGGAGAAGAGCGCCGCCACGGGCUUGGAGAGUGUGCAGUGGAACAGGCCCUUCCUGGACAUGGUGUACCAUGCCCUGGAUAGCCCAGACGAUGAUUACCACGCGCUCUUCGUGCUCUGCCUCCUCUACGCCAUGUCUCACAACAAAGGCAUGGAACCUGAAAAACUAGAGCGAAUCCAGCUCCCAGAGCCCAGUGCUGCUGAGAAGACCGUCUACAACCACCUACUGGCUGAAAGACUCAUCAGGAUCAUGAACAGCGCUGCCCAGCCAGAUGGGAAGAUCCGGUUGACGACACUGGAGCUGAGCUGCCUGCUCCUAAAGCAGCAAGUUGUGACCAGCACGGGCUGCAUCAUAAAGGACGUGCACCUGGCCUGUCUGGAGGGUGCGAGAGAAGAAAGCGUUCACCUACUGCGGCACUUUUAUAAGGGAGAAGAAAUUUUUUUGGACAUGUUUGAAGAUGAGUACAGGAGCAUGACAAUGAAGCCCAUGAACGUGGAGUAUCUCAUGAUGGACGUCUCCAUUCUGCUGCCCCCCACGGGCACGCCACUGACGGGCAUUGACUUUGUGAAGCGGCUGCCAUGUGGUGACGUGGAGAGGACCCGGCGGGCCAUCCGGGUAUUCUUCAUGCUCCGUUCGCUGUCACUGCAACUACGAGGGGAGCCGGAGACCCAGUUGCCACUGACUCGGGAGGAAGAUCUGAUUAAAACCGAUGACGUCCUAGAUCUCAACAACAGCGACCUGAUUGCGUGCACGGUGAUCACCAAGGAUGGCGGCAUGGUCCAGCGAUUCCUGGCUGUCGAUAUUUACCAGAUGAGUUUGGUGGAGCCCGACGUGUCCAGGCUUGGCUGGGGAGUGGUCAAGUUCGCAGGCCUCCUGCAGGACAUGCAGGUGACUGGUGUGGAAGAUGACAGCCGUGCCCUAAACAUCACCAUCCACAAGCCUGCCUCCAGCCCUCACUCAAAGCCCUUCCCCAUCCUCCAGGCCACCUUUGUCUUCUCGGACCACAUCCGCUGCAUCAUCGCCAAGCAGCGCCUGGCCAAGGGCCGCAUACAGGCGAGGCGCAUGAAGAUGCAGAGGAUAGCUGCCCUCCUGGACCUUCCGAUCCAGCCGACCACUGAAGUUCUGGGAUUUGGACUCGGCUCCUCUUCCUCCCAGCACCUGCCUUUCCGAUUCUACGACCAGUGCCGCCGAGGCAGCAGUGACCCCACAGUGCAGCGCUCUGUGUUCGCGUCCGUGGACAAGGUGCCAGGCUUUGCCGUGGCCCAGUGCAUAAACCAGCACAGCUCACCAUCCCUGUCGUCGCCCUCGCCAUCUGCCAGCGGGAGCCCCAGCGGCAGCGGGAGCACCAGCCACUGCGACUCAGGAGGUGCCAGCUCCUCGUCCACCUCCUCUGUUGCCCAGAGCCCAUCAGAUGACGCCGUGACUAUGGAACAGCCUCAGCCUAACCUUCCCGACCAGUUGGUGAUCGUCAGCGAAAUGGAAGCAGAUGCCAGGCCCUGCAAGAGCCUGGCAAAGAGCGUGGACAUGGAGACGGUCAGCCUGUCCCCCAGCCUCACCCCGACCCAGCAGCCCACCAUUUCCCUGCUCUGCGAGGACACGGCCGAUGCACUGAGCGUGGAGUCGCUGACCCUCGUCCCACCUGUGGAUCCCCACAGCCUCCAUACCCUCGCAGGCAUCCCCCCGCCACCCCCACUAGCCGCCGAGAGCACGGUGACCCCAGGCAAGGAGAUUGCACAUCCAGAGCCAGCGGGCCCCACCGAGCACUAGUCCGAGCCACGCAGCCUCCCUCUGUGGGUGUGGCUCCGCUGGUAGGGACCCAGGCCACUGACUCCAAAGACACAUUGAGAGCAUCGCUGUGACCAUCUUCACCACCCCCGUGUGCUCCUUCACUCCAUUUGAAUUCCUCUUUCACUUUCCACUUCUUCGAGAGCAGCUGGGACCCAUGGAGACACCCUAGCAAACCCAGAGGACUGAGGUGGCGCCUCGGGAAGUGGUUGGGUUCCUGGAGUGCGCGCCCCCAAGCCUGGGUGGCAGGACCCACCACCACCACCACUCCAUCAGCCGGCCCUGCCCAGCUCACAGCUCCUCCGUGCAUCCCAGUGUGCACGGAAGAAGCGGACGAGGUCACCAUAGGCAGAAAUUUGCAGGAAAGCGAACUUCGAUAAACAUCUCCUUUGGGUAUUUAUUUCCACUUUUGGCAGCAGGUGGAAAGCAUUUAUUUUAAAAGCACCUAUUUUGUUGAAAAGUCCAAAAAAAUCCUCAAUGCUAAGGUGUAAUGUCAUGUAAAAAGUGUAAGAUUACUGUUAAGUUUUCAUUUUCGUUUUCCCCUGAACUUCCCAGUGUUUUGGUUUAGAGUUCUCAGUCUGGCGUUCUCCGUUUUCUUAAGUGAUUCUUAUUUCUUUAUUACUCACUAAUUCUGCAGGCCUGUGGGAUGAUAACUACCUUCCUGGAAAGUUUAGAAUAUUUUUUAAACAAAAUAAGGGAGAUACGUGUAUUCUCAGGUACACAGGGAGCAGAGAGGGUGGGGGUUUCCCUGCCAGCAGCCCAGGGGCCUAACAUUACCUGAAGUCUUUUCAUGAAACUGCAGUCAGCUCCUGGUUCAGCACCCGUUCCUGGUCUCUGGCCCAAAAGCAAGCAGGACAGUUACCCAGCAUCCCCUCAGUUGUCCCAUCUCUGUUUGCCUAAGAAAGAACCAUUGGGGACCGUGAAGCCCCCAGUGGCUGUGAUGAGAGCAAAGGCGUGGCAGCAGCAUCUGCAUUGCCUGCUCGACCCUGUGCACUCUUCCUCUCCUGCCACCGCCAAGACACAGCUUGUGUGUUAAAUGAACCCCCUCCCUGUGGGCCCGGGGUGCAUGGGCCAGUUCUCCCCGGAUCCAGUAAAGCAGCCAAGGUUCCUUCCUGCUUGGCACAGCCAAGCGACCCUCCCCCCUCUGCCGUGCUGAGACCUUCCGCAGCUUGCCUGCCAGUGUCCACCCGGGUGGCCUCCAGAUGCUCCGCCUGCUCACCACCCACCUCUCCGCCUCCCUCAAUCCAGCCGCCACAGCAGGGCCUGGAGGAGACAGUUCCUGCGGGGGACGGGAGUGGUGCCAGUCAGAAGCCCUCCGGGCAGCUGUGCCCACCAAUCUUCAACAAAGAAAAGACUCAUUUAGGCUGAAGUUCAGGGCCCCAGCAAGAGGAACAAGCCACGGCCACCCGCAGAGCCAGGUGGGACGGGAGAGGAGGACAGUCCGUGGGGAGGAGGGCCGGUGGUACCCCUUCUCCAGCAGCCAGCACAGGUCCUGCGUGAUCUGCUUGCACGUAAAACAACCCGUCCCAGGGCCAUGCACUUCUGGUUUUCCAAUGACUCAGGCAGCAGAACUGAAGCCAAGUGACUUCCCAGGUGGAGCCAGGCCCUCCCCGGGACCACCGCCUGCCGUCCGGAAUCCAGUGGUACCUGGUGACUUCGUGGCCUCCGGCACUGACGGAGAAGGUCUCGGCAGGGGGACAGCAUGCCCAGGGGCCUGUGGCAGCACUGCCCAGGCUUGGGGAGCCGGAUGUAGCCUCCAUGGACUGUUGAGUGAAAGGUGCAGAUACCCCCAGCCAGCCCGUAGCUCACCUUUAGGUGUGUGGGUGAGGACUGCUUUCACCUGACACCUUGAUGCUGAGGAGGACAUAUGUCCUUGUGCUGGCAGGUCUGGGGUCCGGAGGAGGCAGGCAGGGUCUUGGCUCUGAUGAAGGUCUCAUCUCACCAGGUCUUGGCCGUCUUAGCAGCAGUGGAGAACCCCACAAACUUCACAGCGGGGCACUCCCAGGCUGGCCAGUCCACACAGAGCCCUGGGUCUCAGGUGGGGCAGAGACAGUUAAGCAAGGAAUUCUUGGAGAGCCCAGAGCAGGAGGGACCCUCUGACCCAUGGGCCCUUAAACUCAUCUCUGAUGUCAGCCCCCACAUUCCUGCAGGAGGGGCUGGGGUUGGUCUCACCCUCCCCAAGUCCACACUGAGCUCUUGGGUUGGCCACGCUAGGGGCAGGGUUGACCACAUGAGCCCCCAAACCUCAGCUUUGAAAGUUGCCGUGGAGAAGCAGUGUCCUUUCUGGCGUGAGGGAGUGAGGGCGCCUCUCCCCAAAGGCCAGGUGGGGCGAGUUCAAGGAGCUCCCCAGGGAGGAAAAGAGGACCAUCCCAAAGCCACAGUGAGAAGGUGGGGCAGAUGCCCCAUCCCAGGGAGGGGUGGGCAGGAGGGUCCUCCCGCCCCAGCAGGCCUUCCCCCCCUCUUCCCCCUCUGCCAGGCCUGCCCUGCUCUGUGCUCUGCAGGAGGCAGCUUCCCACCCAAGCACCGAAGAAACGCAUCCUUCACAGACACGGGAGAUCUCCAAGGUCUCGAGGUGCACUGUUUAGAAAGGCACUGGGUGAACUGAUUCUCAUCUUUUCUAGAUGCAAUAAGUGAGAACUAUCUCGUGUAGUCAUGUUGACACUGGGCAUAAACUGUGAGGGUUCCUAAUGUUCCUCCGAACUGCAAAUAUGUAAAUAAGUUUGUCCCGAGGAGGAGCAGGGUUAGGAAACCUCACGCUUCUGGGCUGAGGGACCGUUCCAGGGAAGUACCUGCUCACCAGGGUGACUCAUGCUUCGUGAGCACUGCACACCAGGGUGGAAAUGAAAACUGGAACUUCCUUGUAAAUUGUUACUUGGCAAUAAACGUGAAAGAGCUACCAGAA
Molecule: messenger RNA, 6112 nt
Organism: Myotis brandtii (Brandt's bat)
Lineage: Eukaryota; Metazoa; Chordata; Mammalia; Chiroptera; Vespertilionidae
Gene: CLEC16A
Product: C-type lectin domain family 16, member A
Exons: 25
Coding region: 1-3192 (1063 amino acids)
Biological process (GO): endosomal transport; regulation of autophagosome maturation; endosome to lysosome transport
Cellular component (GO): late endosome; endolysosome membrane
Source: RefSeq, a predicted model, not a curated record